CUCAUUUUCUCCUCCACUAGAGACUAGGGUUUUAGGAUUAGGCUCCACAUAAAAUCCCCAGUCUCUGCCGCUUUGGCUAGGGUUUCCAGUGUUCCUCUCUGCCAUUUCUCGUUUUUAUUCCCCAUGGAUUCUUGUAACUAGCCUUUCCUUGAUUCUCGAGAAUCUCCGGUAAAGCUUCGAGCGGUGAUACAUAUUUCAGUUCUGAAAAGGAUUCAGAAAUGGCGACGAUGAACCCUUUUGACCUUCUGGGUGACGAUGACAACGAGGAUCCAUUGCAGCUCCUUGCUGCUCAGCAGCAGAAGCUGCCUACUCCAGCCUCGGCUCCCAAGAAGACUCCUGGUCAGGCUCCGGCGAAGCCUAACGCCGCCGCCGCCGCCGCCACUGCCAAGUUGCCUUCCAAGCCUCUUCCUCCUUCCCAAGCUGUGAGGGAAGCCAAAACUGAACCUCAGCGGGGAGCUGGACGUGGUCAACGUGGAGGUGGACGUGGUGGUCGGGGACGUGGGUUCAAUCAAGAUUCUACUAACAAUGAGAAUAAUUAUGGCAACAACAAUGGUUUUGCUGGUGGUUAUAGACCAUCAGAAGAUGGAGAAGGUGGAAAGCCAUUUGAAAGGAGAGGAGGCUAUGGUGGAGGUUAUAGACAAUCCGAAGAUGGAGAAGGUGGAAAGCCAUUUGAAAGGAGAGGAGGCUAUGGUGGAGGUUAUAGACAAUCUGAAGAUGGAGAAGGUGGAAAGCCAUUUGAAAGGAGAGGAGGCUAUGGUGGAGGUUAUAGACAAUCUGAAGAUGGAGAAGGUGGAAAGACCUUUGAAAGGAGAGGAGGCUAUGGUGGAUCUAGGGGUGGCUUCCGUGGCGAUCGCCGUGGUGGUCUAAGCAAUGGUGAAAAUGCUGAUGGGGAAUAUCCUCGCAGGGCAUAUGAACGCCGUAGUGGAACAGGGCGUGGGAGUGAAAUUAAGCGUGAGGGUUCUGGUCGCGGAAACUGGGGAAGUCCUACAGAUGAGAUUGCUCCUGAAGCUGAAGAGCCCAUAAAUGGAGUUGUUAAUGAUGGUGUGAACACUGAUGCAUUUGAGAAGCAACAUGGGCAAGAAGAUGCUGGAGAUGCCAAGAAGGAUUCUCCAUUGGAUGAACCAGAAGUAAAGGAACCUGAGGAUAAGGAGAUGACUCUGGAUGAGUAUGAGAAAUUGUUGGAGGAGAAGAGAAAGGCUAUUCUGGCAUCAAGGCCUGAGGAAAGAAAGGUUUGCUUAGACAAAGAAUUUGAAUCCAUGGCACUGUUGGCAAAUAAGAAGAAUGAUGAUGAGGUCUUUGUUAAGUUGGGAUCUGAAAAAGAAGAUAAAAAGAAAGAGGCCGGAGAAAAGGUCAAAAAGACAAAAAGUAUAAACGAAUUUCUGAAGCCUGCUGAAGGUGAAACGUACUAUCGCCCAGGUGGCCGAGGCAGGGGUCGGGGCCAUGGCAGUGGCAGAGGAGGAUAUGGUGGAAACAAUACCAGCAGUUUUGAAACCCCAUCAAUUGAAGACGUUGGUCAGUUCCCUACCUUGGGGUCAAAGUGAGGGAUCAAGCCAUUCCUGCCAAGCUCUCAAUUUAAGAUAUCUUCAGGAUUCAUGUUCCUGUAUUAUCAGUGUUACAGUAGUGUAAAUUUAGAGUUCAUCUGGGGGUUCCUUUCCUCAGUAGUAUUGUUAAACUACUCAACUCAACAUUCAUAUCCUUGAUCUGUUAGGAGUUCAAUUUUGAUCUGAGUUUGAAUUGGAAGCAAUUUUGUUUUUGAAAUCAUGGUUUUAUAAGUUU
Ipomoea nil (Japanese morning glory) is the source of this 1776-nucleotide messenger RNA. Its product is annotated as pro-resilin-like. The record is from RefSeq and is a predicted model, not a curated record. The transcript has 7 exons. Gene Ontology annotation, molecular function: RNA binding. NCBI's taxonomy places the organism in Eukaryota, Viridiplantae, Streptophyta, Magnoliopsida, Solanales, Convolvulaceae. Bases 219 to 1541 code for a protein of 440 amino acids. Gene Ontology annotation, cellular component: nucleus; cytoplasm.